This is a messenger RNA of Phragmites australis (common reed), 1374 nucleotides long. RefSeq names its product transcription factor bHLH51-like. Gene Ontology annotation, biological process: regulation of DNA-templated transcription. Bases 322 to 1083 code for a protein of 253 amino acids. NCBI's taxonomy places the organism in Eukaryota, Viridiplantae, Streptophyta, Magnoliopsida, Poales, Poaceae. The transcript is spliced from 3 exons. The record is from RefSeq and is a predicted model, not a curated record. Gene Ontology annotation, molecular function: DNA-binding transcription factor activity; protein dimerization activity.
ACUCAUGCAUGCCACCUCAGCCAUUGGUCCCAGAAGCACAUCCAUGCCCAUUCGAAGAAAUUUCUCCUAGUGGAAACACAUGUGGACUGUGGAGAGAGAGAGAGAGAGAGAGAGAGAGAGAGAGAGAGAGAGAGGUUGGCCAGUAAAAAGCAGAGUACACUACAUGACUCCUAUCAUACAUAUCAUAAGAUGAUCACAUCUCACACACAGGCAUAUCACUCAUCCUAGGAUGAGAUGAGAAGACGUUGCACCACUUAUUGUAAGCAGCAGCAGCAGCAGCUGACAAGAACCGGGAGUGAAGUGAAUAGGAUGCUUUGCUGAAUGGCUGCAUGCCAACCGCUGCAAGAAGGGAAGGAGCUGCAGCCAUACGAUGGCUGUGAUGCUGAAGUGUACAGAGGACCAAUUCUGCUGCCCCGGCAGGCCAGCUCGGCCCCUCCUGCCGUGCCGGUAGCACCGCCGGAGAUGUCAUCGUCGUCGGGGUCCGGGAGGAGCGCGACGGAGGCGAGGGCUCUGAAGAUCCACAGCGAGGCCGAGCGGCGGCGCCGGGAGAGGAUCAAUGCUCAUCUGGUUACGCUGAGGAGGAUGAUACCUGAUACUAAGCAGAUGGACAAGGCGACCUUGUUAGCCAGAGUGGUAGACCAAGUGAAGGACCUGAAGAGGAAAGCAGAGGCCACUCAAAGCAUGCCCCUCCCACCGGAGACCAACGAAGUCUCCAUAGAAUGUUACACCGGCGGCGACGAUGGUGGCGCUGCCGCCACCGACAGGAUCCCGCACAUAAAGGCCUCCAUCAGCUGCGACGACCGGCCGGACCUCAUGGCCGGGCUCAUCCAGGCGUUCCAUGGCCUGAGGCUGAGGACAGUGAGAGCAGACAUGACUUCCCUGGGAGGAAGGGUUCAUCAUGUGUUCAUACUGUGUAAGGAGGAGGGCUUGGGAAGUGCAGGUGCAAGCCUCAAGUCUCUGAAGGAGGCUGUCAGGCAAGCACUAGUGAAGGUUGCUUCUCCAGGAAUGGUAUAUGGCAACAGCCCCAUUCAGAGCAAGCGGCAGAGGAUUCUGGAGUCACAUUACUCAAUUAUGUCCAUAUAGAAGAUUAUAAUUUGUGGCGAUUUAUGAGCUGAAAGUCUGCAAGAAAUGAUAGAAAAUUCUUGUUUUUAAGAGUGUUAAUUAUGUUGUGUAUCAGAAAUGGCGUUUUCACACUCUGUGUUUUGAAAUCUGAACUGUGGCCAGUGCGGCAACAAGUAUGCAAUCCACAUGGUCAUGGCCCAUGGUUUACAACUUUACAUGGGGUGUGCUGUAGUAUGACUGUAUGCAUGCAGAAAUGUCCUUCUGCAGAGUCAUAUGAUUGGCUUGACAUUUCAGAGUUUGCGUGAAAGGACA